AUGAGUAGCCCUAAGCGGAGAAUUGAGACAGAUGUGAGUACCCCUCGAUACCCCUCAUGCCCUUGCGGCGAAACUGAUUUCAGGGGGACUUGUGCUGAUGUUCCGCAUAGGUUGAUGAGUGAUUAUGAGGUGACUCUGGUCAAUGAUAACAGUGAGCAAGAGUUCUACGUGCGUUUCAAGGGACCGGAAGAGACACCCUUCGCCGGUGGCCACUGGAAGAUCCACGUCGAACUACCCGAUCAGUACCCAUACAAGAGCCCGAGUAUCGGGUUUGUGAACCGGAUUUUCCACCCGAACAUCGAUGAGCUGUCGGGUUCCGUUUGUUUGGAUGUCAUAAACCAAACAUGGUCGCCGAUGUACGAUAUGAUCAACAUCUUCGAAGUCUUCCUUCCUCAGCUCCUGCGCUACCCCAACCCUUCAGACCCUCUGAACGGUGAAGCAGCUGCUAUGCUCAUGCGGGAGCCGAAAAGCUACGAGGCAAAGGUCAAGGAAUAUGUAGCCAAGUACGCCAGCAAAGAGGCCGUCGACGAAGCCGGAGAAGACACAGAGUCGGAGGACGAACUGAGCUCGGCAGGCAGUUACGAGUCCGGCGGCGAAGAGCCAGCCGGUACAAUGGACGACGUCUAG
Molecule: messenger RNA, 627 nt
Organism: Aspergillus vadensis CBS 113365
Lineage: Eukaryota; Fungi; Ascomycota; Eurotiomycetes; Eurotiales; Aspergillaceae
Product: E2 ubiquitin-conjugating protein UBC8
Exons: 6
Coding region: 1-627 (208 amino acids)
Biological process (GO): protein polyubiquitination; ubiquitin-dependent protein catabolic process
Cellular component (GO): nucleus
Molecular function (GO): ubiquitin conjugating enzyme activity
Source: RefSeq, a predicted model, not a curated record